Drosophila gunungcola (fruit fly) is the source of this 708-nucleotide messenger RNA. RefSeq lists its product as uncharacterized. The record is from RefSeq and is a predicted model, not a curated record. NCBI's taxonomy places the organism in Eukaryota, Metazoa, Arthropoda, Insecta, Diptera, Drosophilidae. The coding region runs from base 1 to 708 and encodes 235 amino acids. Gene Ontology annotation, molecular function: protein binding. The transcript has a single exon.
AUGCUGCGAACUGAGGAUCUUCACAAAAUCCUACUGGGGAUGUACAAACUUCAGUUCCUAGAUCUGUCCUGCAACUUUAUACGUAAGUUACCCGUUCCCAAGGGUGACAAUUUAAGUGAGAUCUUCAUUCUUCCCAGUCUGAGGUUCGUCAACCUGUCGUUUAACAUGCUGGAAUUUCUCCAUGGGGAUUCUCCUCUUAUUUCGCCUAGUCUUACAAAACUUGACCUAUCACACAAUAGUAUUCGUAUCAUAGAUCUACACACAUUGAGCAUUGUUAGCAAUCUACAAGUCCUACUUAUUGAGUGGAACUUCAUUAGGAACUUCCGAUACGAUCGCUUUUACCAGCAGCACCGAGAACUUAUGGAGGUGGCCUUUUAUGCGACCGUCUUUGGCAACAAAACAUAUGCCAUUAUAGCCAAAUAUUUUAGGGAAGUUGGUGUCACCGUAAUAGAUGGAAUAAAUGUGUCACGUUCUCUAACCAAAUCUGAGCAAACUCAUGAAAACGAGGCCUCCACGGAAAUGGACAAGGAAUCGAAACUAUCAUCUCAGGGAUGGGAAAUGACAGAUCCAGCAAUUCAACAACAAUCCGCUGCUGUAAGCACUCCUCAAAAAAUUGGACUUUUGAAUUUCCUGAUCUUUAUUAUUCUGCUAGCUGCACUGAUUCUUAAUAUGAUUCUUAUAGUGAAACUUCGUCGAUUGAAACUCUAA